AUGAGUCGUUUCGUAACAACGACAGUUCAAAGGAUACUCAAUGUAGAAACUUCGCUCAUUUACAUCAAUCGCGUCCACUGUAUUCCCUCAAAACUUCAUUGCCAACAAAGACAAUCCUACUUUUCAUCUUCAAAGCUUUAUCAGAAUGACUCUCCAAAAGUCAUCGAGACUGUUGGAGAAGAACGAUCAACUCUGAAAAGAAAAUUAGUCCGAUCACCUACGGGGAAAAGUUCUCUCAGACGAGUCGCUGUGGAAGCACAGAGAUCAAGAGAGAUCACUCAGCGUGUAAAAAAUUAUGAUGCAGAGCACAAUGAAAACAAAAGGGUCAUCGCAAUGUCUGUCGCUGACCAGUUUGAUAUGGAUGCUGUCGCACGCAUACUUCGGUCCCAUGGCUUUUCUAUCGACCCCGACACAACCGAAUUUGACACCGACCAGGUCAUACAUACUCGCGGGGUGAAAAAUGGUGAUAUAUUUGUAUUCCCUUCUGGAUCAUUGGUUGCAUGGGACUUGCCAGAGGAUGUAGUAUCUGAUAUGGCAACAAAAACGCUCUUGCCUGCAGCUAUUGACCCUCAUAUUGAUCAAAUUGAGAUGGAGGACUUGGGCUACAUAGAAGAUGUUAAACGAGAGAAUAGUAGUAUUAAGGCAGAUAUAAUUACCAUCGGAACGAAACCAAGCUCUUACAACGAUGAAUCAUCAGGUUCACAUGUUAAUACUACUCUAGCAAAAAUUGCAUUCUCCUCUGGUCUAGCUCGGUCAACAAAACUUGCUAUCCUCGAAACUAUGCUUCUCAGGUACUUUGAAUCUACGCGAAAUAUACCCAAACUGCUCUCGAAAGCUUCCCGUCUACCCUUUGACCGACGUUUUAUGCUUCAAAAGACAGGUGAAUUGAUGGAACUGCGCGCCCAGCUAAACCACUAUUCUGAGCUUACGGACUCACUUCCGGAUUUAUUUUGGGAUAGUAGACAUGAACUUGGGUUGGAGGGUUAUUAUGACCAGGUGGGGCGGGCACUUGAUGUUGGUGUAAGAAUAAAAACCUUAAACGAAAAAAUGGACUACGCCCAAGAGAUAGCUAGUAUCAUGCGGCAGACCCUAAGUGAAAAACAUAGUGUACAUCUGGAGUGGGUCAUCAUAAUCCUGAUAGCUGUGGAAGUUGGCUUUGAGCUUCGACGGCAAUGGAAAGAAAGAGAAACAAGUUGA
Molecule: messenger RNA, 1197 nt
Organism: Blumeria graminis f. sp. triticale
Lineage: Eukaryota; Fungi; Ascomycota; Leotiomycetes; Helotiales; Erysiphaceae
Source: the annotation of a GenBank genome assembly